Zalophus californianus (California sea lion) is the source of this 3059-nucleotide messenger RNA. It is a transcript of the gene SLC31A2, whose product is annotated as solute carrier family 31 member 2. NCBI's taxonomy places the organism in Eukaryota, Metazoa, Chordata, Mammalia, Carnivora, Otariidae. Gene Ontology annotation, cellular component: membrane. Gene Ontology annotation, biological process: copper ion transmembrane transport. The record is from RefSeq and is a predicted model, not a curated record. The transcript is spliced from 4 exons. Gene Ontology annotation, molecular function: copper ion transmembrane transporter activity. Bases 672 to 1094 code for a protein of 140 amino acids.
GGCCACGCGGAGAGGGUGGACGGGAGCAGGGUUGAGGGGACGCGGGAGGCGGAGCCGGCGGUGGCUUAGCUGUGGGGUUUUCUCUUAUUCGUGCCUCCUGCUGGGAGUUAGUCCGGCCCGAAGAGCAGCGGGGGCGCGGUGGGUGAAGACAGUCUUGACCGGAGGUCCCCUGCCCCGGGCGCAGGGACUUGGGGGAGAUUCCGAGAGGCCCCCAUCAGGAGGGAAGUCCCCGUGCACUUCACACACCGAGGGCCGGCUCCCUGUCCUGGCGAGCUGGUGGUCUGAAUCUCGGGGGGGGGGAGGGCGGGGAAGAGCACCCCAGGUCCAGCUGCUUUCCAUCCUCCCUACAUUUGGGUAGGAAGUAGCAUUUCAGAGAAACUGGUUUUUUAGGCAGAAUUCAUCUGGGUGGAGAGAAUGAUAGCUUGCAAGACUCUUUGGUCUUUGAAGAAAUCAUAAUUUUCUUCAUUCCGUGAAUAUCAUAGAAUUUAAGAUACAGGAAGCCAAUACUGGUCAUUUAGUCAAACGGCCACCCCCACCUGCUGCUAGCCCUCUAAAAGGGGAAACAGAUGGGAAGAGCUUGUGAGAAGUUCCUGAGCCAGGCAUUGCAGGACAGGGCCCUUAACCUCCGCCAGAACUCUUGGGUUUAUAAAUGAGAGAGCUCUUCUCAAAGUAUGCAUUUCAUCUUCUCCAAUGAGGUGGUACUUCUGUUUGAUUUCUGGAGUGUCCACAGUCCUGCAGGCAUGGCCCUUUCAGUGCUGGUGGUCCUGCUCCUGGCCGUGUUGUAUGAAAGCAUCAAGGUUGGCAAAGCCAAGCUGCUCUACCAGGCCACAGUGGGCAUGUCCAUCCCCACCAGCCAGCUCACUGAGGAGACAGACCAGGAUUCUUCCAGCUCAGACUCACCUUCGGUCAGCAGAACCCGCCUCAGGUGGUUUUUCUGUCACUUUGGCCAGUCUCUAAUCCAUGUCAUUCAGGUGGUCAUAGGCUACUUCAUGAUGCUGGCUGUCAUGUCGUAUAACACGUGGAUCUUCUUUGGCGUGAUCCUCGGCUCUGCUGUUGGCUACUAUCUAGCCUACCCGCUUCUCAGCAUGGUUUAGCUGGUGAGGGCUAUGCAGGCACUGGGGGCUGGAGAGACCUGGGGCCCCCUCUUGCAGACAUUGAACUUCCAGCCCGUGUCUCCUGUUUCUUCUGAUGGCUGUUUGGCUCCCCUCACUCCCAGCUCCUGGAGACGUCCUGCUGAAGCCAGCACUUGCUGCCUGGAGUUCAGAGGGCCCUGCAGCUACCUCUGUCCUCAGCCAGCCUGCACUGGGCCUGGACAUGAGCUUUUUGUGCCUUAGUAAAGCUGCUGUGACCUGAGGGAGAAUGGAGAGACCAGAACCUGGGGGCAGGGUUGUUGAGCCCAUGAUGACUUAUCUCUGACUCAAAAUUAAGAAUUUCCAAAGAUCUUCAAGACGGGGAGAUGGGUUCUGGGUGACAAAGAGCACGAAAGCUGCAUACCUUCUGCCCUCGUGAUUUGUGCCUUAUAGAGAGGAGCACCUUCAGAGUUCCCGACCUCUUCUGUCUUUGAGGGACGGAGACCAAGGUGGCUCCUUUUUCUCACCUUUCUGCCUCUGGGACACAUAAAGAUGGUCUGUUCUGUGGAUCACGGUGACAAACUAAGAUUUUUCAUUUUUCCCAGUGGACCCCUGGUUCGCAAUUUUGCACAUGAAUACAGAAUUUUUAGCAAAAUGACUUCAUCGGAUUCCUGCUGGAUAGCUGCGUCUGCUGGGAACUGUUUCUCUUUCUUGUGGGGCAUGAUGGCAGAUUCAAGGCCGAGGGGCGGGACUGCUCUCAAGGCCCCUGACCUAUCCUCUGGAUGGUGAGCUGCUCCCAUCAGACAGCACUGCCUGCAGAGGAAGGCAGUCUAGAGGGGCCUGGGGUGCUUUUCAGGACCCCAGUGCUCCCUUUUAUCCUGCUCCUCCUUUUAUGCAGAACAGAGAAUUGUUGGAUAUCCAGUAUUUCGUAUUCUCUAGUUCUUACCUACUGCUCACCCAUCUCAUCUGGUGGGGAGACACGGUUCAUUCACUGAAAAUACUGGGUAAGCCACGGGGAGUGCCGACUGAGGACGCAGUAAGCAGUCAAACCAAAGCAUUACCCGUAGAGUUAGAUGGGACUCUUCAGAUGGUUCACUUGACAGAGAAGCAAACACGAGACCCAGGGAGGGAACAUCACGGCUGGAUACUGGACUGUCUAUGCUCAAGUACCUCACGGGCUAGAUGAAAGACGGUCUUAAGCUUUGGGAAUUAAAAAAGAAAUAGGCGUUUUAAUAAAUAUUAUUUUUAAACAAUCUGUGACCAUUCUUGUGUUUCUGCUCAAACAGCAAGCACAUGCCACCCUUGUAGCCACUGCAGGAGCUGAGGGGGCAAAUGCAGCUGGUAGUGCUGGCCGUAGGGCGGUCCAAGGCCGGAGUCUGUCCAUCUGCUAGGAAGACAACUCCGUGCUCAGGGUAGCCAGCCCUGAAACACUGUGCCCUGAGGCAGACACCCCACAGCCUAGCCUCGCUGGGAGUCGUUCUCACAUUCACACACCGAGUCCCGACUGGGUGCCGCCCGCUGUGAGAAAAACAACUAGCUGCCACGUGGACUGCAAGGCACCUUCUCUCCCUGAGGGCGGCAGCAAAAAUACAUCAAAACCACUUUUUAAUUUGCAGUGAGAACUGUAACAAAGUAGGUGACCCCUUCAGUACUGACCAGUGCAACCUCCCCACCGAAGCAGCAAAUUGGAAGGCUGCUCCGUGGCACGAGGGGGGUGAGGUUUCUCUAGCACAUUCUUGUUGCUGGAGCCUCACGUACCCAGUUAUACAUCCUGAUCAGCUAAGGCUCCCUCCCCUGGGGCACUGCUGACAUGAGCACUUCCAUGGGUGAUCAGCAACCUCUCUGGUUUGAUACAGUGGUAAUACAUGUGGUGAGGGCUUUUAAAAAAAUGUGUGCGCUCCUGUGAAUUGUGUAAGACUGUUGAAUCACAGAUCUGUACUUCUGAAACAAAUAACGCAACAUAUUUUAAGAAAAAAGAAAAAGAAGAUA